UAACAAUGAAUCGUCCUGAACUGGAUUACUAUGCGGUGCUGGACAUGCCGCGCAGCGCGAGCAAGGAGCAAUUAACUUUGGCUUAUCGUCGCCUCGCAGUUCGUCUCUGUCCGCAUCGCGACAAGAAGUACGAGCAGGACUUUGUGCCUCUGGCCCAAGAAGGAAAACUGACACAUCUGUCGCCCAUGUCUGAGAUUAAGCAAUGGGCUUACAUCAAUAUGGCAUUCGACGUACUUGGCCAUGAUCUAUAUCGGGCGAUCUAUGAUCGUUAUGGCGAAGCAGGUCUCUUCGAGGGUGUCAUGCUGCCCAAUGGCUAUUUUCCGCCCUAUCAAUAUCAUGGCGAUCACAUGAAGGUCUACGAGGCUGUCUUCGCCAGCUACUCGCCCUAUGCUAACCUCAUAGAUGCGGUAACCAAUCCACCGAGUCUUUAUGCAACUCGUGAGCAUGGCAUUGGUGUGCGGCACAAGGAUACGAAUACCGAACGCAUCAUACAUUUGUCGUUGGAGGAGGUGCGCACGGGUUGUGUGAAGCUAAUGCAUGUGUGGCGUCAGGAGAUCGUAGACAUCAAGGAGUCGCGACUGGAGAAGCGAAAGCAUACGCUCAAGCUGAACAUACAACCAGGUACGACGGCAGGCACACGUUACUGCUUCAAGGAAGAGGGCGAUCGUUAUCCAACCACCAUCCCGGGUGAUAUCAUAUUCAUUGCGGCCGAUAAGCCGCAUCCCGUCUUCGAGCGGCGCAAUAUGCAUGAUCUGGUCUAUCGCUAUAACAUAACAUUGUGUCAGGCGUUCACGGGAUUCAUCUUUUUCGUCCAGACACUGGACAAGCGGCAGCUUAAGAUUGUCGUCACGGAUGUGGUGACUCCAGGCUAUCAGAAGAUUGUACCGUGUGAGGGAUUACCGAAGUGUCGUAAUCUGGAUGCCGUGUCUGCCAUUAAGCAUGCCAAUAAGCGAUUUGACGAUUUUGGGGAUCUCAUUAUUGAGUUUAACUACAUAUUCCCCAAAUACUUGACGCCAGAAAUGAAGGCGAUGACGCGACAGUUCUUCACGGAGUUCCAGAAGCAUGAGCAGGCAUUAGAAGCUCAAGAAAAGGAGCACCUAUCGUGAAUAGUUUCUGUUAUAUUUAUUUAAAUGCUGCAAUAAACAAAAUUGAAGUGGUUCAAAA
Drosophila sulfurigaster albostrigata is the source of this 1164-nucleotide messenger RNA. Its product is annotated as dnaJ homolog subfamily B member 13. The coding region runs from base 6 to 1106 and encodes 366 amino acids. Gene Ontology annotation, cellular component: cytosol. NCBI's taxonomy places the organism in Eukaryota, Metazoa, Arthropoda, Insecta, Diptera, Drosophilidae. The transcript has 2 exons. The record is from RefSeq and is a predicted model, not a curated record. Gene Ontology annotation, molecular function: protein-folding chaperone binding.